AUGGAACCCAAAUUCCUGACUUCUUCGCAUACAAAUUUGCCAUCAGCUGGCCCUUUACCAUUUUUUUUCUCAGAUAAAUCAUCUUUGCUUCGAAAACCCAAGUUCUGUUUAGAAAACCCUAUUUCAUUUCCCUCUGUAAAGACAUCAUUUUUGGGUCAAAAGUUGGUUUUUGAGCAAAACAAUGUAUCUUUGGUGAAUUUGAGGAGAACCCAUUUUCGUGUUCCGUUAAUAAGUGCGGGUGCUGUGAAGAAGAGGAAGGAGCUUCCUUUUGAUAAUGUAAUUCAAAGGGAUAAGAAGAUCAAGUUGGCUUUAAAAAUUAGGAAGAUUUUAGUUAGCCAGCCGAAUAGGAUUAUGGCCCUUCGUGAUUUGGGUAGAUGGAGAAAAGAGUUGGGGCUGCAGAAAAAGCGGCGAUUUAUUGCUUUGUUGAGAAAAUUUCCUUCUGUGUUUGAAAUUGUGGAAGAAGGGGUAUAUUCACUUCAGUUUAAGUUAACUCCAGAGGCCGAGAAGCUUUAUCUCGAGGAGUUGAAGGUUAGGAAUGAAAUGGAGGACUUGUUGGUUAUCAAGCUAAGGAAAUUGUUGAUGAUGUCGAUUGAGAAGAGGAUUCUUUUGGAGAAGAUUGCCCAUUUGAAGACUGAUCUUGGACUUCCAUUGGAGUUUCGUGACACUAUUUGUCAUCGAUACCCAGAGUAUUUCAAGGUUGUUGCAACACAACAAGGGCCAGCUUUGGAGUUGUCUCAUUGGGACCCUGAGCUUGCUGUCUCUGCUGCAGAGCUCCAAGAAGAAAAGAAAAAGGAGAGAGAGACGGAGGAGAGAGAUUUGAUUUUUGAUCGGUCCCGCAAGUUCAAUAGAGUGAAGCUACCAAAGGGGCUUAGCAUCUCGAAAGGCGAAAUGAGAAGGAUUUCUCAAUUUAGAGAUAUGCCUUUUAUAUCGCCUUACUCUGAUUUUUCAGAAUUGAGGUCUGGUACGCCAGAGAAAGAAAAGCAUGCUUUUGGUGUUGUUCACGAGAUCUUGAGCCUCACCGUUGAGAAGAGAACACUUGUUGAUCAUUUAACCCAUUUUCGAGAGGAAUUCAGAUUUUCUCAACAGCUUAGGGGAAUGUUGAUAAGGCAUCCUGAUAUGUUCUAUGUUUCUCUGAAGGGCGAUAGGGACUCUGUUUUCCUGCGUGAAGCAUAUCACAAUUCCCAGUUGAUAGAGAAGGACAAGUUGUUGCUUAUUAAGGAGAAGCUCCGCGCACUUGUUAAUGUUCCACGAUUCCCGGGGAGAAAUGUUCCGAAUGCUGAUGCAGAUGAAGCAGCAGAUACAGAGGCGAAAGAUGGAACUGGUGAACACAAGGAAGAUGAAUGGUCUGACAUUGAUAAUUUAGCAAGCGAUGGAUUUGACGAUGAUGACGAUGAAGAAAAUGAGGAUGAUUGGAGUGAUGAAGAAGAUGAUAUGCCCCCAGACUUCAGUGAUGACGAUGCAACUGUGGAUAUAGAAUUGAGCAAACCAGAGAAGCAAGCUAAUGGCUCGAAGACAAGCAACGAGAAGGUUCUUGCUCCUGUGUUUCCAGAUGGCCGUCCAAGAGAAUGCUGUGUUCUUGUUUCUUUAUACAAUUGUGUUGGAACUCUGCAGUUUCACCGUGAUUCUGAGGAUGUUAACACAUCAUAUAACAGCAGACGACAGAUAGAUCAUGGCUUUGUCUCUACAAUCAAACUAUUUUUGUACGAUGCCUGGAACUGUUUGGAGAGGACGUAUGAUAGUAAAUCUCAUACUCGAGUUAUGGGGCUUCGAGAGAUUCUACCACAUACUACCGCCGAACAUAUGAGCAUCGCUGAUUAUAUGCAAACAGUCAAGAGCACUUCAGAAACUCUUUCUUUUCCUGGCUCACAAAUGAAUGAUGAUGAGCUCAUCGAUGCCGUACUCAAAGGUCUUGGACCAGAGUUCAAGGAACUUAGCUCUACAAUUGAAGCCCGAAACUCUCUCAUUUCAUUUGAGGAGUUACAUGACAAACUUGCUGAUUUUGAAGUGAUUCUAAAACAUUCUAAAGCGAAUAUAGAGAACAGACCAAUCAUUGCUUAUUACCUCUCACGAAACAACAAUAGAAACAAAAGCAAUGGCCCUCACUUCACCAACUCCACAAACUAUAAAAAUGCUUAUUCUUCAUAUAUUAACCAAUCACAACACAUAGGCAACUCCAACAAUUGCUUUUAUAGUGGUGGACACGUCUAUAACUAA
Messenger RNA from Fraxinus pennsylvanica, 2214 nucleotides. NCBI's taxonomy places the organism in Eukaryota, Viridiplantae, Streptophyta, Magnoliopsida, Lamiales, Oleaceae. The record is from the annotation of a GenBank genome assembly.